Molecule: messenger RNA, 4734 nt
Organism: Polistes canadensis
Lineage: Eukaryota; Metazoa; Arthropoda; Insecta; Hymenoptera; Vespidae
Gene: Axn
Product: axin
Exons: 8
Coding region: 1055-3520 (821 amino acids)
Biological process (GO): negative regulation of canonical Wnt signaling pathway
Source: RefSeq, a predicted model, not a curated record
GUCAGUACUCGAUGGCGGCCGAGACGGGCCCACGAGCCAAGCCGUCUAUGGCUUAGACGUCGUCGUCGUCGCCGUCGUCGCCGCUGUUGUGGCUGUCGUCGCCGUCGUCGUCGCCGUUGCCGUCGUCGUCGUCGUCGUCAUCGCCGCUAUUGUGACUGUCGUCGUUGUCUUCGCUGUCAUCGUCAUAGUCAUCGUAUUUGUCGCUGUCUUCGGAGUAACAGUAAUCGUCAUUGGAAUAUUUUCAAAUUAAUCGUUACAAAAUCAUCGCUGAUAAAAAAGAAAUUCUUUAUAAAAACGAAAAUUUUCGUAUACAAUAAUACGUCUAUUGAAUCACCGUCCUGUCGGUGAAGCGCAUUCACCGUCGUCGUCUCGAGAUCACAGUUGUAUUAUCUACAACUUCACCUAUACCCCACUGCUUGAAAAUUUCAUCGCCGUCGUUGCGUGUCGUCGUCGUCGUCGUCAUCGUGUCGUUGCGUUGGAUGGUGGUGGUGUAGUGGUAGUAUAGUGGUAUAUAUGUUUCUUACGAAUCCAUUUGGUGCGGAGUCGACGGUAUUGUGCGGUUGUGCGGUUGCUUGUUCGUGCGUUUCAUCGUGCAUGCGUUCGUUUGUGCGUUUAUUCGUUUCUGCAUAAAUAAAUUCAUUUUCGUUCCUUCAUUCGUGCGUCUCGUGUAUGGUUUGUGUAUCGUCCUUUUGUCGUUGGCGUGGUGAAGAAGUUUAUACCGGAUCGUUGCUGCUCCGAAAGUAAAAAAAUUAAAAAGGAAGAAAAAAGAAGAAGAAGAAAGAGGCCGCUGAGAAAGAGAAAGUGUAAUAGUAAAACGCGAUGUGCAAGCUUAACCGUUCGAAUCUUAGCUCGAACUCGAGUUGACCCUUCGAAGGAUGGACUUCCAUCUCCACCACCUUCUUUUCCUCGUCCUCCAGCUUGAUCGAAGGAACGCAUCGCCGUCGUGGCAUUGGUAAACACGACCUCUACCGUUUACGAAAACAAUUUGGAAUAAUCAUGUCCACUAAGAGACGUCGUGGGCCACAAUUAAGUUUAGAUAAUAAAAUAAUACGUGAUGGCUACAACAGAUAGGAUGAGUGGAUCUCGGCAAAACGAAUCACGUUGCUUCAAUGAGAACUCUCCAAGGCCACCAGUGCCUGGAGAGGAAACAGGAGGUCAUGUAAGUAGGUUCCGUCCACAGAGUCCAGCUCUGACCCCUAGACGUUCUUCUUUAGCAACACCAACAGCAUUGGGUUCUUGCGAUGCUUCUGCACCAUUGGGUUUUGAGCCAGAAGGUUGUUGUAGAACCACCACUAUGGAGUGUGAUUCGUCUCCUCCUUGUUUACGGUGGGCCAAAAACCUGCAUUCCUUACUGCAGGAUUCAGUUGGUUUGGAACUGUUUAGAAAGUACCUGGAUCAAGAAGGCAAACCACAUGCGAAUCCGCUUAAUUUUUGGUUUGCCUGUGAAGGCCUCAAAGAACAAAGCGAUCCAGAUAGAAUACAUCAUCUGGUUAAGCUUAUUUACAGAAAAUUUUUUCUCAAGUCUCAGCUAGCCAUACCAGAAGAUGUAAGAAAAGAGGCUAAUCGUCGUGUAAAAGAAGGAAGAGUAGAUGAGAAGGUUUUUGAUGCUGUACAAAUACAAGUGGAACGUCUCAUCAAUGAGACUACGUACCCAAACUUCCUUCGGUCAGAAAUGUAUCUCCAAUAUGUACAGAAUUCCCAAAAUCCAGACUCUGGUGGAUGUCCAAGCUCUGGUUCUAGUCGAGAAAUGUCUGUUUCCUGUGGACCAAGCUUACUACCUACUGUACACGAGGAUAGCGAGUUUGUUACCUCUGUGCACAGCUCGCAUUCAGCGAGUGAGACACCUGGAGAAUUGAGAAGUGAGCUGAGGCUAACCAAAAAUGUAUUGAUAGCUACUCAACAGACUAGAGCAAUGGAUGUACGGCCUAAGCCAGAAGCAUGUGCUGGCAUUUACUUGCAACAUGGAGCUAGUCCGUAUCAUAUGCACGUAUCCAGACUGCACACACAAUAUUCUUCCUACAAUCCAGUGUCCAGACAAGAUUCAGAACUCCAAAGCUUAAGCAGCGAUGCACGAACUGAAUCAGACAAUAUAUCCAUCACUGACUCAUCUGUCGAUGGAAUGUCAAUGGGCAGCAGACAACGUAGUAAAAAACAAUAUUCGAGACAAUCUAGAGGAGUAAAGGAAUUAGCCAAUUUAAAUCGCGAUCCAAUCGCACAUCAUGCAAUCAUACCUCGAACACAACGGGUACCGCGAGAUCUCAUGCAACCUUCAAAUCCAGAAGAGUUUGCACAGGUUCUUAUAAAAAAAUUGGAAGAUGUUAGACGAGAUAGAGAAACGCAAGAAAAACUUGAUCGUCAUUUACAAGAAAGCGAAUUACAUAGUGUAGAUAAUUCCAUGGAAGCCUUGCCUGGUAAUAGUGCUCCUAAAGACCUUGCCGAUGCUCUAGGAGAAAAAUCAUUAACCGAUGAAGAUAGUGAUCAGGCGAUUUUAGAUCAGCACGUAUCAAGAGUUUGGUCGGAUUUAACACCUUCCAGAUCUCCUGGUCAUUUAUCACCUAGAACACAUUCGCCCGAAAGAAGGCGUCCCAUGCAUAGUUACCCAAGAUCGUACAAACAAAGGAAAGAAAAAGACGUGUUUUCUACUUUCUCAGCGGACAGCGGGAAUAUUCACGACUUUCCAGAAGGUAGUGAGCUUGUUCAUGAAUUUGGUUACUUUCCUAAAUCAAAAUCCGUGCCAUCCGAUUAUGCAGAUUCCCUCCAUAAACAGGAUUUUUAUCUUCAAGCUCAUGAUCAAAGAUUUAGAAGAUUAGAUAUGACAAGAAGAUCCUCGACAAAAAAAUCAAUGACAGAAUUAACGGACAGCGGUGUGAGCGUUGUAAGCGAUGCUCCACCAUUGAACGUGUGCAAAGAUAUUCGUCUAUUAUCUUGGUUGAAAGAAUCAGAUACUAAGAAAGCUGAUACUAAGCAUAGCCGGCAUGGUAAAAAAUACGGAUCUCGAAGUGGUUCCCUGGAACGAACAAGUAGGGAAAGUUGGGGUGUACCUGCACAACCAUUUGUUGCUGAUCCUGGAAUGCCUCCUUUACCACAACCACAUACGGCAACUCAGUUGGAAGAGGCACGAAGAAGGUUAGCAGAAGAAGAAAAGGUACGUGGUUGUUGUAAACAACGGCAUGCAAGUACAUCAAAACAAGCACAUGAUCCCAUUGUACAGAGUCAGUGUUGCAAUCAAUCGAAUCAAUCUACGUUAAAAAAGACUAAACAAGAUGCUGGAGAUUUCACCACCGUUGUGUUCAGUUUCUGUGAUGAGCAAUUCCCUUAUCGAACCAAAAUUCCUGGUCGUAACGUCACGUUAAAACAAUUUAAGGAAUACCUUCCGAAAAAGGGCAGUUAUCGAUAUUUCUUUAAAACCGAGUGCGAAGACUUAGACGUAAAAGUUAUACAAGAAGAAAUAACAGAUGAUUCUGAGAUUCUGCCAUUAUGGGAAGGCAAAGUGAUGGCACAAGUUAAGACGCUUGAGUGAUAGACUGAUAAAGCAUAUGUUGAGCAAAAAUUGUCUUAACCCAUCGGCUUACCUAAUCGUCAAAUUGACGGGGUCACCUUCGUGUGCCUUGAAUUUAACCUAGUCGUAGAUUUGAGGAAUUUAUUUGCGACGAUAUGGAAGGAGACCGUAUAUAUAUAUAUUAUAUAUAUAUAUAAAUCCGCAAGUCUAAUUAUUAUUAUAAGCUACUAUCACUAUUUUUGCAUUUAAGAAUUUUCUUUAUUUGCUUUAUAAUUUAGGAAUAUUGUAUCUUAUAUUUAAAAAAAGAAAAAAAUCAUCUCAAUUUAUGUAUUGUAGAAAAAGCAAAAAAAAGAAAGAAAGAUAAACUGGCUUCCUAUCAUCAUCUUGUCGUUUUGUAAUAGCCAUUGUAUUUUUGGCUAAAAACACUGUCAAUGAUAUCUUUUCUUCUUAUUGUUUUCAUUUUAUGAUUCCAUUUUAAUCCAAACACCAUAUGUAUAUGGUUUGGAUAAAAGAAAAGAAAGACGCACCGUUCCCAAAAUAUAUCUAUUCCUACUUCCAACGGCCUACAAAAUUGUGUUCACAUAAUUGUCAUUGAUAAAAAGUAUAAGUUUUAGAUGACAGAAUUAGAAAAAUAAUUCGUUUUUCAUUCUACUCUAUUAUUAAUAGCGUCAUCAUCUGAAUCUCCAAUUUUUUCACUUUUAUAGUACAGUAGACUCCUGUAUAACGCGGUUAAUACAUUACGUAUUAUAUGUAAUAUAAAUAACAUGCUUCGAUGACUAUCGUCGUGUUCAAUUUGUUUUGUACAUUUUACUUAUUGGGGCAAUCAAACUUUGUUAAAAAUAGAUUAUAUAGCAAAUUGAAAAAACUGGAUGAUAGCUUGAUCGAUUUUAUUUUAAUUAUUUAACAAUAGUAACUAAAAAUUAUUUACUGAAAAAUUAAUUUAUUUUUUUCUUAUAUAGCACGUUAUAUAAGAAUUGCGUUACACGGGAGUUUAUUGUUGUAAUCAAUUGUAUUUACCUAAGAAGAAAGAUAUAAUUACACGAACUAGUGUCUUCCAUUAUAAUAUUAUUAACGAUACUCUUUAAUAACAAUAUUUUUACUGCAAAUUUAAAAAACAAAAAACAAAACAAAGUAGAAACUUCCUAAUUCGCACGGCCUGUUAUAUACUUAAUAAUUUUACUAAAACAAGACAAAGAAAAUAUUUUUUAUUCUGUCUAUGAUAUUCAUCGUAUAUA